Molecule: messenger RNA, 606 nt
Organism: Macrosiphum euphorbiae (potato aphid)
Lineage: Eukaryota; Metazoa; Arthropoda; Insecta; Hemiptera; Aphididae
Source: the annotation of a GenBank genome assembly
AUGGGGGCCAACAUGGGUAAGAGUUCAGCGUCUUUGCUGGAUGCACUCCCUACACCACAAAGUCAUUUGCAUGUAGUCAUGUUGGGCCUAGACAGUGCUGGUAAGACUACAGCUCUCUACAGACUUAAAUUCAACCAGUACCUGAAUACAGUUCCUACAAUUGGAUUUAACUGUGAAAAAGUAAAAGGAACUGUCGGUAGAGCCCGAGGUCAAACAUUUCUUGUGUGGGACGUUGGUGGACAAGAAAAACUUCGACCAUUAUGGAAAAGUUAUACUAGGUGUACUGAUGGUAUAUUAUUCGUUGUGGACAGUGUAGAUGUAGAACGGAUGGAAGAAGCAAAAAUGGAACUAGCCCGCACAGCAAGAGCUCCAGAAAACACAGGCGUACCAAUUUUAGUAUUAGCAAAUAAACAAGAUUUGCCUGCAGCACGAGACUCAGCAGAAUUAGAAAGACUUUUAGGUCUAAAUGAACUUAAUCAUUUGUGGCAUAUUCAAGCUGCUUGUGCUAUAACUGGGGAUGGUCUUCAAGAAGGUUUGGAUGCGCUUUAUGAUAUGAUAUUAAAACGCAGAAAAUUAGCUAAACAAGUGAAAAAGAAAACUCGAUAA